Messenger RNA from Xenopus laevis (African clawed frog), 5075 nucleotides. RefSeq names its product ecotropic viral integration site 5 L homeolog (gene evi5.L). Lineage: Eukaryota; Metazoa; Chordata; Amphibia; Anura; Pipidae. The record is from RefSeq and is a predicted model, not a curated record. The transcript is spliced from 21 exons. The coding region runs from base 397 to 2874 and encodes 825 amino acids. Gene Ontology annotation, molecular function: small GTPase binding; GTPase activator activity.
CCUCCGAAGUGGUCUGACGUCAGGCCUGUUGUAUGGGAGCAGCGUCUGUGGCAUAAGCAGCAUAGAGGCGGAGAGACUGUGAGGAACAGCCGGGGAGUUGAUCGCUGAGUCUGUGGUGGAUACGGAAACAAAUUCCUUGCGGCUCUCUAGUCUCUACUGCCUCGAAAUUGGAGCGGAUGGGAAGUUAAUGGUUGUGCAGCUCGCAGUGUUGGGGAAAAGCUUUCCGAGAAUUCAGCCUCCAGGUCAAGAAGCACGAGGUUCAUCCGGGCCUUCUGAGGAACAGCACGUGCAAUAUUCUGUAUAAGUGCUAUCAAGGUGGCGACAGACAAGGUUGCAGAAAAGUUGAGUUCUACUCUCUCAUGGGUGAAGAGUACAGUGUCAUAUACUGUCAGUCAAAUGGCAAGUCAGGUGGCGAGCCCAUCGGCCUCAUUACACACUACAUCCUCCUCGACUACUCUGUCCACUCCAGCGCUUUCACCAUCUUCCCCAGUCGAGCUGAGUCCAGAUGAAGUUGAGCUGCUGGCAAAAUUAGAAGAACAAAACAGGCUCCUGGAGAUAGACAGUAAAUCCUUACGCUCUGUUAAUGGAUCAAGAAGAAACAGCGGUUCCUCUUUGGUUUCAAGCUCUUCUGCCUCCAGCAAUCUCAGCCAUCAUCAGGAAGAAGAUUCAUGGUUGCUCUGGGGUCGGAUUGUUAAUGAAUGGGAGGAAGCAUACAAAAAAAAAGAAAAGCAAAUAAAGGAACUGGUUAGAAAAGGAAUACCUCACCACUUCAGAGCAAUAGUGUGGCAACUACUAUGCAAUGCUCAGGAUAUGCCUAUCAAAGAUCAGUAUUGCGAUCUUUUAAAGAUGACUUCACCUUGUGAAAAACUCAUUAGAAGGGACAUUGCCAGGACUUAUCCAGAACAUGACUUCUUUAAAGAAAAGGACAGCUUGGGACAAGAAGUUUUAUUUAAUGUUAUGAAGGCUUAUUCCUUGGUAGAUCGCGAAGUUGGCUACUGCCAAGGGAGUGCUUUUAUCGUUGGCCUUCUUCUUAUGCAGAUGCCAGAAGAGGAAGCUUUUUGUGUUUUUGUUAAAUUAAUGCAAGACUAUCGCCUUCGAGAACUCUUUAAACCCAGCAUGGCAGAACUAGGUCUGUGCAUGUAUCAGUUUGAGUGUAUGAUACAGGAGCAGCUGCCAGAAUUGUAUGUGCACUUUCAAGCUCAGAGCUUUCACACAUCUAUGUAUGCAUCGUCUUGGUUCCUCACUAUUUUCCUUACCAGUUUCCCACUACCCAUUGCUACAAGAAUAUUUGAUAUUUUUAUGUCUGAGGGGUUGGAGAUCGUAUUUCGUGCUGGACUCGCUGUUCUUCAGAUGAAUCAGACAGAGUUAAUGCAAUUAGAUAUGGAAGGCAUGUUACAGCACUUUCAAAAAGUCAUUCCACACCAGUUUGAUGGGGGACCUGAAAAAUUAAUCCAAGCUGCUUAUCAAGUCAAAUACAAUGCAAAAAAGAUGAAAAAGUUAGAAAAGGAGUACACUACAAUAAAAACAAAAGAGCUGGAAGAGCAAGUUGAAAUCAAAAGAUUGCGCACAGAGAACAGGUUACUGAAACAGCGAAUAGAAACACUGGAGAAAGAAAGUGCAUCCUUGGCAGAUAGAUUGAUCCAGGGACAAGUGACAAGGGCCCAGGAGGCAGAGGAAAACUACCUUAUAAAACGGGAGCUGGCCACCAUCAAACAGCAAAGUGAUGAGACCAGCACUAAGCUGGAGCAGGCUCAUCAUACCAUCAGCGAGCUCCAGCAUCAGCGGCAAUUGCAUAAAUGUAACCCUCGGUACAGUGAGGAAUUUGUGCUCCAGCUGGAAAAGGAGUUGGUCCACGCAAGGCUUAAAGAAGCAGAAUCCCACUGUGCAAUGAAGGAGAUGCAGGACAAGAUCCUGGAAAUUGAGAAGAGGAACACCUCUCUGCCUGAUGAGAACAACAUUGUGAGGCUCCAGGAGGAAUUGAUCGCUGUGAAGUUGCGGGAGGCGGAAGCAGUAAUGUCCCUUAAGGAGAUGAAGCAGCAAAUAAAGGAUUUGGAGGAGCACUGGCAGCGUCAUUUAGCACGCACUGCUGGCCGGUGGAAAGAUCCACCUAAGAAGAACACCGUGAAUGAGCUGCAGGAUGAGCUGAUGAAUGUCCGACUGAGAGAAGCAGAGAGGCAUGCUGAACUACGGGAGAUCAGGCAACGUAUGAUGGAGAUGGAAACACAGAAUCAAAUAAACAGCAACCAGCUCAGAAGAGCAGAACAAGAGGUCAGCAGCCUGCAGUCAAAGGUGCAGUACCUCACAGCCCAGAACAAAGGGCUACAAGCUCAACUGAGUGAAGCAAAGCGCAAACAGGCCGAGAUUGAAUGCAAGAACAAGGAGGAGGUGAUGGCCGUUCGGCUUCGAGAAGCAGACAGUAUUGCGGCUGUGGCUGAGCUUCAGCAACAUAUAGCAGAGCUCGAGAUUCAGAAAGAAGAAGGGAAAGUUCAAGGGCAACUGAAUAACUCGGACUCCAGCCAAUAUAUCCGAGAGUUAAAAGAUCAGAUUGCAGAGCUGAAACAUGAGAUAAAAUGCCUAAACAGCAAGAAGGGCCUCCCAGACCAACCCACUUUUGACGGGAUCCAUAUUGUCAACCAUAUCAUUGGUGAUGACGAGUCUUUCCAUUCCUCUGAUGAAGAAUACGUUGGGGGCACACUGCAGGAGGGAAAGGUUCAGUUUCAUCUGCACAAAAGACAUGACAAGAUGGCACUGGACCCUUCAGCUUCAGAAAGCAGUGACAGCGACACAGAGGUUCUUUCCAUUGUCACAGAUUCUAAUGGUAUGGUUCCAAAACAAACUGGGAAAAGGACAGAAUCUUAUUCCACUACUGUUUGAUCUUCACUGUGACUAUGCACCCAUCAAGCCCCAUGGAUUCCAUUGUCACUGCUACUAAUUCCUCUGUACAGAAUUCUUACAUGGCCUUUGGAUGUGGCUGAUCCAGCAUUUGUAUAGAACGUUUAACUGCCUUCAGGUUUUGCCAAAUCUUCCCAGUCUGCCAUACACGAGGCUGCGUCCUCACCACAUAUUUGUUGUUGCAGUAUUACCACAAUCGCUUCAAUGUUCGUCAUUUUAAACAAGGUGGAAAGGAAGAAAGAACUUGUGCAUUUGGUCACACCGGAGGAGAUCCUACAACUGUAACCGUCAACUCUGUGCAAUAUUUUAGGCCUGUCUGAACAAAUGUCAUGGGUUUUUAACAAUUGGUGAUGCUCAAUCAAGCUGGGUGUCGAAACCGUGGGUUCAACAUUUAAUCAGAAUGUUUGUGUUUUUAGGGACCCCCUUAACACUAAAAUCCACACUCCAAUAAUACAUGUGUGUAGCCCUAGAGCUAGGAAAGCUUGUGAAUGAGCCAGAGGGAUUGCUGGUCCUGUGCCUCUCCUGCCAGUAAUGUGUCAGAGAAGGGUAGAAAGCUUUGCAAUACCUGCCUCAAAUAUUUGGGUGGGUGUCGCUCACCUUCAGUCAUAUGUCCCUGUAAGUGUGGUGGCAGAUUAGUUGCCCAGCGACAAAUAUCUACUGCAGGCGACUAUUCACCCCUGAAAUGCCUUCCCAUCGGCAAAAAUGUGAAUCACUCACGGGAUGGCAUACAAAUCGCUUUGGAAAUGAGGAAAUUUCGGUUGACUACCAGAAACUAAGCAAUUCAUAUUUCAUCCUGCUGGCAUAUCGCAUUCUCGCCAGCGGCAAGGCAUAUCAGGGGAGAUUAGUAGCCCGCAGUAGAGAUUUGUCACUUGGCGACUAAUCUCCCGUCUGCCACCAAGGCAAUGGCAAACGGGGAGAUUAGUCGCUGAGUGACAAAUCUUCCCUACUUCGGGUGACUAAUCUCCCCAAAUGCUUUCCUGCCGGAAAGAAUACGAAUUGCCGGCAAGAUGGUAUACAUUUCUGAAUUUGCCUCACGAGGUGACUUUGGAAAUCCGAAGUGAUUCUGAAUGCCGUCCCGCCAGCAAUUCAUAUUCUUGCCGGUGGUAAGGCAUUUGGGGAGAAGAAGAGAAGUUUUGUUGCUGGACAACUAAUCUCCGUCUGCCACUACCCUAAGAGAAUGAAAAACUAUUUAAGGAGACAUUCUGUGAGUGUUGCUAAGGUGUCAUAGACAUGGAGGCUGAGAGGUAAACAAAUACAGUGAAUGGAUACUGAGCAGUAUGGGGAACGCUCCAGUCAUCUGCUCAACUUAAAGUGACAGUGAAGUCAAUGCUUGAUUUAUCUCUAACCAAUUUAAAUGGCCCGUGCCAGAUUUACAGUCUCUGGUCCAUUGGUGGUAGUGAUUUUAUGAUGGAGGGGGGGGGGCUAGGCUCUUGUAUAAUGGUUGCUGGGAGUAUCCACUGUGUGCCCCCAUUGCCAGCUCUGAACCAUUUGGAAACUCUAAUUCUAGACAUAGAGACAUUCUCUGAAUCGUUUUUAAAUCAUCAUUAUGGGUUAGUGUAACAAAUAGCUGAUCACUGUGCGUUGUCGCACUAUCGCAGUGUCAGGCUGCAGAAUCUCCGACACUCUCCAUAUUUUAUAGUGCACCUUUUGCUGGGAUUUUUUUUUUUUUAUUUGUUUUAUGUUUGAGUCUAAGUUACUAACUAAAAAGGUCAAUUCUUGUGUUGUGAUCAAUUUUGUACAUAAAUAUACAUAUCUUUCAUUGAGAAGGUGUACAUUACAAAUCUCUUUUUUUUUUUUUUUUAUUGCAAUGUAAAUGUUGAGAUAUAAUUGUAGAAACUGCAUCCUAACAGAAAAAGCAAUUAUGUGUUUUGUACAGAACGGCAUUAUGCACUCACUCGUGUUCCCAGAAUGCACCUGCCUGCAGAGCUGUGAUGCUGGCACACUGAUGGGAGUGAUAGUUGUACAACACCAGAGGGAGUGCUUAAAGAUGCAGCCCUGCAGCAGAAAUUGACUUCCAGCCAUAAAGCAAAACACUAACUGUUUCACUGUGAAAUAGAUUUUGAAUUUCCAUAACAAAUUCAUCACUUUAACAAAUGCUUGGGAGAAACACUAUUGAUGGAAAUCUUUUAACAUUAUAUAUAUUAUAUAUAUGUAACUAAAAUAAAUCUUUUUCAUGAAUUAAA